AUGACAGCAGCAGUCAAACGGUUCUUCUCUUCUCCCCGCUUUGCAGUGGCGGGCGCAAGCAAUGACACUCACAAGUUCGGCUACAAGAUCCUCGCCUGGUAUCAUCAACAUUCCCUACCAGUGACACCGCUCAAUCCUAGAGCAGCGCAGAUCAACCUCCCCUCGCGUGCUUACGAUACGGUCUCCUCACCGGCUAGUUUGCCCUCGCCCCAACAGACCUCCCUCUCAGUGGUAACUCCACCAGCUAUAACCCUCCAGGUCCUAAAGGAAGCUCACUCAGUGGGGAUUCCUGCAGUCUGGUUGCAGCCAGGUACUUUUGACGAUCAGGUACUGGAUUUUGCUCAUAGUCACUUUGAGGCGGUGAUUGCAGGAGAUAAUGGAGAGGGCGGCGAGGGAUGGUGUGUACUUGUUGAUGGUGAUGAGGGAUUGAAGUCUGCUGGGGUUGAAUGGACUAGUCAACGUCUAUAG
Molecule: messenger RNA, 468 nt
Organism: Penicillium soppii
Lineage: Eukaryota; Fungi; Ascomycota; Eurotiomycetes; Eurotiales; Aspergillaceae
Product: CoA-binding protein
Exons: 2
Coding region: 1-468 (155 amino acids)
Source: RefSeq, a predicted model, not a curated record